AUGGACGCGUGGCGUCGCCAGUUCCCUGAGGCGUCAGAGAUCCCUCGCUGGGGAGAUCUGGCUAAGGCCGGGGUUGCUAUCUUUGAUCUUGACUUUGAUGCUAUCCUUGUUGCCAUGUAUCCUGUUGAUACUAGUGUUGCUGGUGACUGUUACCUGUGUGUUCCGCUUGACCCGGGCAUUGAGGCUGCUGCUCUAGGUGCUGGUGAGGCUGCUGCUCUAGGUACUAGUGCGUUUGCUGCCCCAGGUGCCAGUGCGUCUGCCGCCCCAGGUGCUGGUGAGUCUGCUCUCUCAGGUACUACGUCGGCUCAGGCCUUCCACACCUUCACUCUAGACUCGGGUGCGUCCCCCUCCUUCUUUCGAGACCGCACCACUCUUACGCCGCUCAGUCAGCCGGUUGCAGUCUCCCUGGCAGACCCCUCUGGGGGUCCUGUCCUUGCUAGCUUCUCCACUGUCCUUCCGUGCCCGGCAGCCCCCUCUGGCACCCUGACUGGUCUCUACCUCCCCUCGUUCUCUACGAACUUAGUGAUUGGAGCGGACCUACAAGAUCGAGAGGUUGACCAGUUCACUCCUGCGAGGUGA
Molecule: messenger RNA, 579 nt
Organism: Closterium sp. NIES-65
Lineage: Eukaryota; Viridiplantae; Streptophyta; Zygnematophyceae; Desmidiales; Closteriaceae
Source: the annotation of a GenBank genome assembly